Symbiodinium pilosum is the source of this 198-nucleotide messenger RNA. NCBI's taxonomy places the organism in Eukaryota, Dinophyceae, Suessiales, Symbiodiniaceae. The record is from the annotation of a GenBank genome assembly.
AUGCUCCUGCUGUCAAUUGCAGAGGCAGCACUUCCGAAACUGCACACUUGGCGGCCGCAGGAAUUGGCGAACACUGGUUGGGCAUAUGCGCGACUUCUACUCCUGCACGAGAGGUUCAUGGAGGCCAUCGCAGAGCGGCUGCUGGUUCUCAGGCGCGGGAGUCUGCUGGAGAUUUGUAGUCAUCAGGGUGCGGCAUGA